AUGCCGCACCAGAGGCCCAACCUCUCCGUUUCCACCUCCAGAUCCGACCAGUCACCCAUUCCUCCCCCCCCCGUCUCGCCCAUCACCCCGACCCUGCCGACGAGCCGGCUGCCGGAACCCUACGCGGACGCGGUCAGGGUCGACACGGCGGGUGCGGUGCCGCCCGUCGAAGCAACCAACCCCCUACCGCUGUUCCCGCCGCUACAUCCACCACCGCCCAUGCGGCCGACCUUCUCCCGGCCGACCUACUCCCACGCCUCCCACCUACCGCAGGCCGCCAGCAUCCCGCCUCCGCCGCCGGAGCCCAUCGACUUUGACGCCAACCCGGACGUUCUCGCCCUCAAGUCGGCCAUAUCGGUCUUGCAGGUCCAGAGGAAGCGUGCCGCCGCCGACAUCCUGGCUCUGCACAAGGCCAAGGAGGAUGCGCUCGAAGCACCCGACGACUUCGUGAAGGACUUGGCCGCCGGGAAGGUCAGGUCGCGCGGAGACGAGGCGCGACUGGCAGCCGCAUGGGACGACGAGGGCGACGCCGACGCCGACGAGGACGACGAGGGCGGAAAAGCCAACAACCCGAGGCGGAAGGAGUGGACCUCUCUCCCGCAGGCCCAAAAGGUUGUCCGAUGCCCCCCCGUCAACUGGUCGCAGUACGCCGUCGUCGGCGACUCCCUUGACAAGCUUCAUGCCGAGCAAAUCUCCUGCCCAACCCAGGGCACGCCUGCCUCCAUCGGCCGAAAUGCCACGUACGAGUUCAAAGGCGACGGCAAGCAAGAAAAGUACGCCGGCGUCGCGGCCCCGUACGCGCCGGGUGUCGACCGCAUCGCGAAGAAGGUCAAGGGCAAGAGGUAG
Molecule: messenger RNA, 846 nt
Organism: Drechmeria coniospora
Lineage: Eukaryota; Fungi; Ascomycota; Sordariomycetes; Hypocreales; Ophiocordycipitaceae
Exons: 1
Coding region: 1-846 (281 amino acids)
Source: RefSeq, a predicted model, not a curated record